CUUUACCAUUGAUAAAGAAAACAUUAUCUGAAAACUCAAUUCUCGAUAUUGAGGACGAUGUGAAGUUUAUCCAAAGUGUAAAUAGAAAUACCGUGGGUUUAGCUACUGAAGAUGAACACAGACCAAUUUCUUCUUGUGGUCAAGUUAUUCAAAUUAAUAGUGUCCAAUCGGAAGUUUCCACUAAUAAUGAUGAUGCUAUUUCUUGUUCGAGUGUUGAAUUAACUGAUCGAGAAUUACCCGAACAUCCUUACAAAUCAGAAUUUGCAUCCUCAGUUCCAAAUUUGGCCCCUCCUCAAAAUAAAAUGUAUUCAUUGUCUUCGGGCUCAGCUGUUGAUAUUAAUAAUUUCGGAAAGAAAUAUACCCCAUCAUUUGGAAAUAAAACUCAAUUAGAAUCUCCGGUAUCUAUCCCUAAGAAGACUAAGCAGAAAAGAAAAUCCAUUUUCAACUUGUUUAAGAAGCCAAGUGCAUCUAAACUUUCACAAUCAGUACCUGGGUUUGAAACUGUGGAACUGCCAAGCAAACUGAGAUUCCCUAUAAAUACACCCACCAAAUCUUCAGAAUUGAGCAAAGUCCAACAAGUUGAAGAUACCAUUGACACCAGUGAAAUUUCUGUUGAAACUGAAGAAGAUAAGUCUGAGAAUAAAGCCAGACCAGUUUCUACACUUCCAGCACCAUUUGCAUUACCAUCAUCUACAUCCACAAAAUUCUUUAAGAAACCAAAUUCUUCAACCGUUAGUGUCAGUCAAUCCACCAAAGCAGAGCUGCCUGUGUCCGAGCUUGAAGAAGGUACUUUGACCAUUCCCCAAGAAUUGAAAGAUGUCAUCAAUAAUGAAUCUACAAUAGAUUACUUCAUGACUAGUAGCACACCAAAAGGAAUAAAGAUUUCUAAAUGGAAGGAAAAAUACGGCAAAUGGGAAAUGUUGACUGUUUGUGAAAAGUUGUUUGUGAAGAUUGCCGUUAACUACGAAUUGCACAAGAGUUGGUUGAUGGUGUUCAAAGAAGAAUUCGAUGAAGUAUACAACGAAGAAAUUGACAAGCCAGUCUUGAUCUUGGAACUUAACCCGGAUAUUACCGACAUCAGAAGAUCAGCUGCAUUAGAUGUGGAAAUCAAUUCAACAAAUGCAAUCACUUCAGAAAAGAUUCUUAUUAUUAUCAGAUCUACUGGUGCCCUUGUUACUGAAAUUCACUCCAAUUUAACUAAUGUCUUGAUUGACUUGCAAAAUGUAGCCAACAAGAAUUAUAAGUCCAUGAAAGCUUCUACAUUUUCCGACAGCACUAUUGCAUCAUCCAUGAUGGAAAAUCCAAGCAAAUCAUCCACAACUUCUAGCCUCAGUUCCAUUGGGUUCAAAUCACGCCUGGGAAGUCCAAAAAAUGGAUUGGCCACGUCUGCUGUCACUUCUACUAAUUCAAUCAACGAUUCCGAAGUUUAUGCAUCUUGUAUUAUUAAUAAUCCAGGUUCUUUGAAAGUACCUGGAAUUUCUCUGAUGACUGUGAGAUUGCAAAAGCAAUUACACUCUUAUACCAAAAUCAAUGUACCAUCCUCGUGGAAAAUAGUAUCAAUGUUUGACUUAAAGGUUGAUAAAGUAACUGACACUCUCACUCAACAGAAUUACUUCCAUUUAUCGUUAAAGAAUGAAGAAGCUGAACAAGAGUAUGGUUGGUUAAUUAGCGAGAGUUCAAAGUUUGAAUACUUGGAAACAAUUGGUAAGGCAGGAUUAUUGGUUAAGGUUUCUGAACAAGAAAUGUACAUGAUUGAAUGCAAGGGUAAACGGGAAAUUAAGAAGUUAUUGGAAGUUCUUGAUUAGUUAAGUAUGUAAUUAAUAUAAUUGGGAUUUAUUUUUU
Spathaspora passalidarum NRRL Y-27907 is the source of this 1842-nucleotide messenger RNA. RefSeq lists its product as uncharacterized. NCBI's taxonomy places the organism in Eukaryota, Fungi, Ascomycota, Pichiomycetes, Serinales, Debaryomycetaceae. The record is from RefSeq and is a predicted model, not a curated record. The coding region runs from base 303 to 1805 and encodes 500 amino acids. The transcript has a single exon.